Messenger RNA from Capronia coronata CBS 617.96, 2502 nucleotides. RefSeq lists its product as uncharacterized. Gene Ontology annotation, molecular function: RNA binding. The coding region runs from base 1 to 2502 and encodes 833 amino acids. Lineage: Eukaryota; Fungi; Ascomycota; Eurotiomycetes; Chaetothyriales; Herpotrichiellaceae. The transcript is spliced from 2 exons. The record is from RefSeq and is a predicted model, not a curated record.
AUGACUGAAACAAGCCCUCCGCCUGAAGCGCAACGCUUUGGUAGAUCUCAAACACCGGAAAGCCCACGGCCUGUCCACAUACCUGAGCCUUCAAAUAUUCCCGUUCUGCUGAACCAGAUGGAUCCCGUCUUUAAUGACACUGCGACUUAUAACAUUCCUCACAAUCAGACCUUUUCUCCUUAUCCAGAUUCUCCCCGCGUUAUGAAUGGAUCCAACUCCGAGGAACAAGAUGCUGUGCAGAACUUCUUGCGAGGCGCGGAAGAAGAGAACGGUCGUUUCGGAAGUGGUGCACAGUUCCCCAACACAAAUGGCCGGACUACGCAGAAUGAUGCCAGCUUUGAGACCAAUCUUCUUUCAGCCCUUGCAGAGAACUCUGCGCAGCAAGCACCUGAGGCAAAUUCAAAUGUUUCCCAUGACGCCUCCGGCCAGUCCCACACUGUCGCGCAAUCAAACAAUGAGUCCUCGACCAAUGAACAUAAUGCCAAUGCAAGCCAUGGAGAGCCUGAGUCUCCCUUCCAGUCAGAUGGGGCGAGGAAGUCCGAGCAAGAACCCAGCGUGAAGUCCAAUGCUCAGUCGGGUACAGGUGGAGUAGAUUACCAGUCACUUCUCGACACCAUUUCUCAGUCUGCUUCUACUGCUCCUGCCGCAGACCCUGUUUCUGCUCCAACCACUGCUGCAUCGCAUGUCGACCACGGAUCUUCCCUUUCACUGCCUCCAGUCCCAGGCCUACCCCCAAAACCGCCGGUGCAAGCGACUCCGCAAGAGUCCCCCAGCUACUAUGCGUUUCCUAGCUCCACAAGCGACUUGCGAGACCAAUAUCAACCACUGAAUCCCGAUGCUCUCCCAGUCAAUGGUACAGAGUCGUCCACAUCCGGGCCCGUACAACCCAUGAUUCAAAAUAUCCCCACCCAAGCCCCUGGUACAUGGAAUCAGAAUGUUGCACAGGUGUCCCCCACGAACCCUGAUGCUGGCUUUGUCGGCCAUCCCCUUCAACAGGUAGAACCAUCGAGGUCAGAAGACCCCGAUGAACGUCCAUGGAGCCCACGGACACAGAGCUUGUAUGACCAAUUUCUUGAGGAGGAACGGCGAUAUGUGACAGAAGGUAUCUGGGAUAGAUUCCCCCCAGGGUCCCGCUUAUUUGUGGGCAAUCUCGCGUCGGAGAAGGUGACCAAGCGCGAUCUCUUCCACGUGUUUCACAAACAUGGCCGGCUGGCACAGAUAUCCAUUAAGCAAGCAUACGGAUUCGUGCAGUAUCUGGAGGCGUCUUCUUGUCAAGCCGCUCUGCAGGCGGAACAGGCCUCAGAGAUCCGAGGUCGCAAGAUUCAUCUGGAAGUCUCAAAGCCUCAAAAGAACACGAGGAACCAGGCGCAGGGGAACAAACGACGGCGCUCGCGCUCGCCAGACCGUGGAAAUGCGCGGCAAUCUGAUCGACACAACCGCUCUAACUUUAAUGACUUUCGUGAGGAAAAGAAUAGGCGUGAUGACUAUCGACCUGCGCGGUCUCCUUCUCCGAGAAACUUUCGUGUGCGGGACGAUUAUCGAGCAAGAGCACAAAGCCCACGAUUCAGCCUUGACGCACGACAAAGGUCUCCAUUCUCCAGCAAUUUUCCACCGCCGCUCCCUGCAGCUUACGAUGAGGAGGCUACCCUGCCGUUACCUCGCCGAGAUCCACGAGACGUGCCCGAUGUACAGCUCCUCAUCCUAGAGCCUUCAGUUGCGCAGAGCUUCAUCAAUUGGAUUGAACAGGGAUUUCGGGCCAAAGGAUUGCGUGCUUCGACCAUCUGGCUCAGUCCUAGACUUCCCCUGGGUGCCGUCGUCAAGAGGCAGAUCAUCGAGGGUGUUCAGGCCGUUGUGAAGCUGACACAGGGCAAUCAGUACAACAGUAAAAUCCCGCUGCAGGUCUUUGAUAGGAAUGUAGGGGCUUCAAACGUCAACUUCAACGAAUAUGUCGACCUUGACGUCCCCGUCGCUGCUGACAUUGUGCUUCAUGCACGCCAAAAAGAACGAGGUGCUGCGCCGCCCACUCCCCAGGCCUUUCCGCCGCCGCAAGGCUAUUCACAUGGACAAUACGGGCAACCUCCAACUCAUCAAUAUCCGCCUCAACUACCUCCAGCGUUCCCGCAACCACAGCACAGUCCUCCUCAGCUUCAGUACGGCCAACAGCCUCACUACCAAGCUCAAUACCCAACACCAGUCACUCCGACCGCUUCCGCACCGAACCUGCAGCAGCUGCUGGCGAAUCUUCGACAGCCUGGAGAUGCGCAGAGCGGCAUACCACAGGGUGAGAGACCAACGCCGAAUUAUACAUCUUAUCUUGGGAAUGGAGGUCGUCAAAAUGGACCGACUGGGCAGUUCCCUCCACAAGCUGUUGCUACUCCUCAAUAUCCAGCACAACAUCAGCAGGCCCCAGCUUAUGGGAACGCUCCAGCCUACGGGGCAGGACAGCAACCCCAGCAAAAUGUACAGAAUAUCAUGGAUACGCUGGCCAGAUACAACCGAUGA